Pseudovirgaria hyperparasitica is the source of this 3105-nucleotide messenger RNA. RefSeq lists its product as uncharacterized. The record is from RefSeq and is a predicted model, not a curated record. The coding region runs from base 307 to 2940 and encodes 877 amino acids. Gene Ontology annotation, biological process: glucan catabolic process. Lineage: Eukaryota; Fungi; Ascomycota; Dothideomycetes; Acrospermales; Acrospermaceae. Gene Ontology annotation, molecular function: beta-glucosidase activity. The transcript has 4 exons.
GUACUGGUAGGGGGUGCAGUGCGCCCGUCACGACGAUGGAUCCACUGCCCGCUCGUGAACACCAUUAGCGGAAACUAUAUACCUAUAUACCUGCAUACACCCUGCAUCGGGUGCUUCUUGCUUCUCUUCGUUUAAAGCACACUUCUACCCGGGGUAAGUUGAGGCUGAGGUCAUGCUCUUCGUUGCUUUGCUGCUUACUGAAUGACCUCCUCCAUCUCACAAUCGUCUCCCGUUCGGCCCGUCAUUCUUUGUGCAGCCCAUCAAUAUUCUUCCUAUCGAUAUUCCUACCAGCGACAAUAGUCCAUCAUGGGAUACAGUACGUGGUUGUUGUUUGCCAUUGCGCAAGCCCUGGCCACUGUCGCACUGGCGCAAACUUUUCCAAAUACCACAUAUCCAAACGCUACCGUGCCAGGUAACGAAGGCCUCAAUAACGCAUAUUCGCCUCCAAAGUACCCUUCACCAUGGAUGGAUGGCUCCGGCGGCUGGGAUCAGGCCUACGUAAAAGCUCAGGCAUUUGUUCGUCAAUUGACCCUGUUGGAGAAGGUCAAUUUGACCACUGGUGUUGGUUGGGAAGGAGGACCAUGCGUUGGUAAUGUUGGCUCUGUUCCCAGACUUGGUUUCGAGGGCCUGUGUAUGCAGGAUUCUCCAUUAGGCAUUCGGUUCGCCGACUUCGUCUCUGCAUUUCCCGCCGGUGGGACCGUUGCCGCUGCUUGGGACCGCGGUUUGUGGUAUGAGCGUGGCUAUCAGAUGGGCAUGGAGUUCAGAGGGAAAGGCGUUGACGUUCAGCUGGGCCCUGUCGUUGGCCCGCUUGGUCGUUCACCAGCUGGUGGCCGUAAUUGGGAAGGCUACAGCCCUGAUCCUGUCCUGUCUGGGAUUGCUGUUGCCGAGACGAUCAAAGGAAUUCAGGCUGCUGGCGUAGUUGCGACUACGAAGCAUUACAUUAUGAAUGAACAAGAGCAUUUCCGUCAGGUUGGUGAAUCCGUCGGCUAUGGUUUCAACAUUACCGAGACGCUGAGCUCGAAUGUUGCCGACAAAGCGAUGCACGAGCUAUACCUGUGGCCGUUUGCGGAUGCUGUCAGAGCAGGCACCGGCGCCAUCAUGUGCUCUUACCAGCAAAUCAACAACUCGUACGGUUGCGCAAACUCAUACACCCUCAAUUACCUCCUCAAGGGCGAACUCGGCUUUCAAGGAUUCGUCAUGAGCGAUUGGCAAGCUCAGCACGCUGGGGUGAGCACUGCGCUUGCAGGAAUGGACAUGGCCAUGCCUGGUGAUGUUCUCUUCAACACGUACACUUCUUAUUGGGGCCCGAACAUGACGGUUGCUGUUCUCAACGGGACUCUGCCUGAAUGGCGUCUCGAUGACAUGGUCACGCGCAUCAUGGCUGCAUUCUACCUCGUAGGCCGUGACACCGCUCGAGUCCCAGUCAACUUCAACAGCUGGAGCACCGACACAUUUGGCUAUCAGAAUGCCUACGCCAGGCAGAACUAUGGUCUGAUUAACCAGCACGUAGACGUUCGUGGCGAGCAUACAAGAUCUAUCCGCACCGCUGCCGCCCGAUCCACUGUUCUUUUGAAAAACGUUGGCAGCACCCUGCCUUUGUCAGGUAUGGAGAAAUUCACCGGUAUCUUCGGCGAAGAUGCUGAAGACAGCAAAUAUGGCCCUAAUGGAUGUCCUGAUCACGGCUGUUCCAACGGCACCGUUGCGAUGGGUUGGGGAUCGGGGACUUCUAGCUUUCCAUUUUUGGUGUCGCCACUCACCGCCAUUCAGAACGAGUUGGUCCAGAAUGGCAGAGUUGUGCAGUCUGUGACGGAUAACUAUGCUUACAACUACAUUGCGGCUCUUGGGAGACAGGUCGAUACUGCCAUCGUCUUCGUGAAUUCUGACUCUGGUGAGGGUUUCAUCAACGUCGAUGGAAAUAUCGGCGACCGUAACAACCUUACCCUUUGGAACAACGGUGAGACUCUAAUCCAGAAUGUCACGGCUGUAUGCAAUAACACUAUCGUCGUCAUUCACUCCACCGGUCCCGUCACUAUCGGUUCAUGGAACGAGAACCCUAACGUGACUGCAAUUCUUUGGGCUGGUCUUCCGGGUGAACAGUCGGGUAACUCUAUUGCCGACGUCCUGUACGGUCGUGUUAACCCAGCCGGCAAAUUACCUUUCACGUUAGGCCGCGACCGUGCCGACUAUGGCUCCGAUCUCCUUUAUGAGCCAAACAACGGCGAGAAUGCACCACAAGACAACUUUGAGGAAGGUGUCUUCAUUGAUUACCGAGCCUUCGACCGUGCUGGAAUCAAGCCUGUGUACGAGUUUGGAUAUGGACUAUCCUAUACAACGUACAAUUACUCUGAUAUACAAGUCCAAAAGCACUCCGUUGGCGAAUACACGCCAACCACGGGUCAGACAGGAUCUGCUCCGGUUCUAGGAAACUACAGCACCGACGUAAAUGACUACCAGUGGCCUGCUAAUCUCACCUACGUCACUUCGUAUAUUUAUCCUUAUCUUAACUCCACCGACCUGGCCACUGCCUCCAACUCCUCUGACUAUGGUAGCGAAGACUUCCUCCCGCCGGGUGCUCGUGACUCGUCCCCUCAGCCACGCAUUGCUGCUGGGGGUGGCCCAGGUGGUAAUCCACUGCUUUACGAUGUCAUGUUCACCGUCACCUGUACCGUUACAAAUACCGGUGACAGAGAUGGAGAGGAAAUCCCUCAGCUUUACCUCAGCUUGGGUGGUGAGGACAACCCCAAAGUUGUCCUGCGUACCUUCGCUCGUCUAAGCAUCAAUAAGGGUAUGUCGGCUACUUUUGUUGCAGACGUAACUCGUCGCGAUCUGAGUAACUGGGACACCACAACCCAAAAUUGGUACAUCUCAGAACAUCCAAAGACCGUGUACGUUGGUCCAACCUCGAGGAAUCUUCCUCUCAGUGCCCCGCUUGACAUUUGAAGCUAUGCAACGGUAUGAGAUGCAAGUCCUGGAUUGAAAUGAUGUUUGAGCCUUGGGUUAUAUAGCGAUUCAGGUAGUAAUGUGAUAAAAGCGUUAUGUCGAAACUGUAGAAAUUCUGCAGUCUAGUUGUAUACCUGAGAACCAAAGUUAUUUUCAAUGUCCGUC